AGCAAGGACCCAUCUCUCUUCUGACUGACUAGUGUUUCUGGCCAUAUUUGGGAAAGAAGCCAUAACCACCUUUACCCAUAUUCCCACCUCUGUCUCCAGAUCAAAGUGAAAAUCCAAGUUCAAAGGCUUGUUGGUAACAGAAAUGAACAAGAACUACAUUUUUAUGAGGACAGCCGUUCACUGCAGACAGUACCACAGGGACACCAGCAAUAUCAACGACGACAACUGUGGAAAUCCGCAAGAGCAGUGUCAUGACAACUGAGAUCACCUCCAAAGUGGAGAGGAGCCCCACCCCGGCCAGCGGCGACGGCCCCCGGCCCCCCGCGGAGACCGAGGAGGAAAAGGCCAAGAGGCUGCUCUACUGCUCGCUCUGCAGGGUCGCUGUCAACUCCGCCUCCCAGCUGGAGGCCCACAACAGUGGUACGAAGCACAAAACUAUGUUAGAAGCUCGGAACGGAAGCGGGACGAUCAAAGCCUUCCCUAGGGUGGGUGUGAAAGGCAAGGGCCCGGUUAACAGGGGAAACACAGGCCUGCAGAACAAGACGUUUCACUGUGAAAUCUGCGAUGUGCACGUCAACUCGGAGACACAGCUCAAGCAGCACAUUAGCAGUCGAAGGCACAAAGACAGAGCCGCCGGGAAGCCCCCGAAGCCCAAGUACAGUCCUUACAACAAGCUGCAGAAGGCAGCGCAUCCGCUGGGGGUGAGUGUCGCCUUUGCUUCCAGAAUCACUGGUUUCCUGAGUCGGGCGGGCUCCUCGCCGUUAGCUGAGGUCAGACAUACUUUCAGCUGGGCUCAGGUUUAUACAGAGGAUGGGGACGGGAGGAAACCCAAAGUCUCUUGCGUCAGCCGCUCUGGUGGGAACACGGCGGAGCUGGGGAAUCAGAGGGGACACGGCGGAGCUGUGGGAUCCGAGGGGACACGGGAGCUGCGGGAUCCGAGGGGACACGGGAGCUGCGGGAUCCGAGGGGACACGGGAGCUGCGGGAUCCGAGGGGACACGGCGGAGCUGCGGGAUCCGAGGGGACACGGGAGCUGCGGGAUCCGAGGGGACACGGCGGAGCUGCGGGAUCGGAGGGGACACGGCGGAGCUGCGGGAUCCGAUUGCUCAGGCUGCAGACCUGCACAGCGUCCUCAGCCCGCCUGUGUGGUGA
Odocoileus virginianus texanus is the source of this 1151-nucleotide messenger RNA. Lineage: Eukaryota; Metazoa; Chordata; Mammalia; Artiodactyla; Cervidae. The record is from RefSeq and is a predicted model, not a curated record.